AUGUCAUCAACUUCCAAACCGACUAUUGUCCUCGUGCAUGGCGCAUUCCACGGCUCGUGGUGCUGGAAAUUCCAGAUCCCCGCGCUGGAGGCUCUUGGCUUCGCGGUGGAGAUGGUAGACCUCCCAUGCGUCAGUGGGACACCGGGUACAACACAGUUUGACGACGCGGCCCACGUACGCUCCGUGGUGGAAUCGCAGAUCUCCAUGGGUAAGCGCGUCGUGGUCCUAGCGCAUUCCUACGGAGGACCGAUUGCCAGCGCGGCCAUCACAGGGCUAUCUGGAAAAGACGUGCUUGGAAUGAUUGCCCUGUGUGCCUAUAUUUUUCCCGGAGGCAUGGAUCAGGGCGCGGCCAUUCGUGAUAUUGGUGGCCUGCCCUACGUGACGUGGGAUGCACCAAGUGAAGGCCUCUUUGUCACCAAAGAUCCGGGCAGCUUGUUCUUCCCUCCCGACACGCCUGCGGACCAAAUCAAUUGGGCGGUGCCACAGCUUCGUCCUCAAAGCAUGGCCGCCAACAUGGGAAUUGUGCCGCCUCAAGCCUGGGAAGACGACUCCUAUACCGGAGGAUUGGGGUAUAUAAGGUGCACAGAUGAUGCCAUUGUGCCCAUAGAACAGCAGGAUGGCAUGCUGGCGGGUGCAGGUGGCCAGAGCAAAUGGGUAAUUCGCACCCUGGAAGGAUCCGGCCAUAGCCCGUACCUCUCACGGCCUGAAGAGGUCGCGGCUGCAGUCAAGGGUAUCGUCGACGAGUUUGAAAAGAGGCUCUGA
Penicillium olsonii is the source of this 762-nucleotide messenger RNA. The record is from the annotation of a GenBank genome assembly. NCBI's taxonomy places the organism in Eukaryota, Fungi, Ascomycota, Eurotiomycetes, Eurotiales, Aspergillaceae.